AUGUUCCAACGCUCCGCAUUCUUAUCGACGCUGCUCGCAUAUGUCAUAACCUGUGGUGAAGGUGCUUCCGACCGCACACUGCUUAAGAUAUCUUAUCGUGGAGCCCCACUCGACAUUCGUCUCGUGCCAACUAUGAUAUCACAGGCCGCUGCAGUCUCUGGUGAAGGAGCAAGCUUCCUCAGCCAAGACGACCGUGAGUGCGAAAGAUGCUUUGCGCUGGAUGGCAUGAUCUACGACUUGAAAGCUGUAGGUGUCCAAAUUGUAGAGUCUACAUGCUCCGUUGGUUACGAGCAAAUUCUGAACUAUUUGAGGAAGGCUCGAGCCAUGCUAGGCAUCCAAUUUUACUGCGAGCCCGACUCUGUGGUCACCAUUAACCCGAUCAACGGGCCGAUUGAGGCAUCAGAAACUUGUACUGGCGGCAAUCCCGUUCUUGGCACCAACGACCCCGGUUCUUCUUGCCAGCGUAACCUCGAGGUCAUCAACAUCGGACAAGCAUGGCGUUAUGCUCGCGAAGCUAAGCGCGAACUAAAGGAUAUCGUGCUGGCCAUCAGCGACACUGGAGUUGAUAUGACCCACCCGGAUCUGGUUGGUCAGUUCUGGAAGAACCCGAAAGAUGGCUCCAUCGGGUAUAACUUCAUCACGAACAGUAUCGAUGUUACUGAUGACAAUGGGCAUG
This is a messenger RNA of Perkinsus marinus ATCC 50983, 676 nucleotides long. RefSeq lists its product as hypothetical. Gene Ontology annotation, biological process: proteolysis. The transcript has a single exon. The annotation marks the transcript as partial. Gene Ontology annotation, molecular function: serine-type endopeptidase activity. The record is from RefSeq and is a predicted model, not a curated record. Lineage: Eukaryota; Perkinsozoa; Perkinsida; Perkinsidae.